AUGUCUGCACCUGCCCUCAACGCCACCACCUCCGCUUCGGCUACCCUGUCUUCACGUUCCCCCAUCACCAACAACAACACGACCAACAACGAGACCGGCGAUGACUCCAACGGCACCGAGGUCUUCAGGUUUUCCAUGAGCGGGACGGCUCCCAUUGGCACGAUGGGGAUUGUGGGGACAUGGGCGAUGAAGCGCAAGGAGGGUGAGACUCUGUGGAACGGCGAGUGUUGUCCGCCCAGAGCCGAUGGGAGGAUCUGCCCACCGCAGAGACUGAUCAAUGAUAUCGCGGCGAAGUUCCCUGGCAUCACCGACCUGAAUGACCAGGAGAAUGCGACGAAGGCUUUCAUCUCCUACGCCGGGCACAAUAUGCGGAACUGGAAGAGGGGCCGAUUCCAUCUGAGCUACGAUUCGACCAAGGAGACUACGAAUCAGGAACACAAGGCUGACCUGACUACGCAUCCUUGCAGGGUGAAGAUGUCCGGACCGAUGGCGAAGAGGAGGAAGAUGAUGCUUGAGCCUGCAUCCGGGGCCCGUCAGAUUCCCACUGCCGAGCAGGAGAGCUGCAGAGACAAUCCACGGACGGAAGGGGCCUCUCGAGCGCGAGGCGCACGCGGUGUCGAACAUCCCUCAGAGACCGUAGCAACUGCCAUAGACGCUGCGAGCGAACUUUGGCCCGUGGGCUGGCGCAAUCCCGGCAUCAUGCCGAGUGACACCCUCCUCUUCGUGUCCGUCAUCGACCAUCUACCCGUUGAGAGAUACCCAAUCUGCUCCCGAGGGUAA
Dioszegia hungarica is the source of this 780-nucleotide messenger RNA. RefSeq lists its product as uncharacterized. Lineage: Eukaryota; Fungi; Basidiomycota; Tremellomycetes; Tremellales; Bulleribasidiaceae. The record is from RefSeq and is a predicted model, not a curated record. Bases 1 to 780 code for a protein of 259 amino acids. The transcript is spliced from 5 exons.